This is a messenger RNA of Verticillium alfalfae VaMs.102, 2100 nucleotides long. Its product is annotated as histidine biosynthesis trifunctional protein. Lineage: Eukaryota; Fungi; Ascomycota; Sordariomycetes; Glomerellales; Plectosphaerellaceae. Gene Ontology annotation, cellular component: cytoplasm. The coding region runs from base 1 to 2100 and encodes 699 amino acids. Gene Ontology annotation, molecular function: metal ion binding; NAD binding; phosphoribosyl-AMP cyclohydrolase activity. Gene Ontology annotation, biological process: L-histidine biosynthetic process. The transcript is spliced from 4 exons. The record is from RefSeq and is a predicted model, not a curated record.
AUGGAGACGACACUGCCCUUCUCGUUCGUCAUCAGUGUUGGAGCCUCUUCUGAGGGCCUCACUCGCGAACAGGUCUCGGUCCUGGGCGCCCCUUUUUUCGAUGCCGAUGAUAAGACGCUUGCGAGCAACACCGACUUCCAGGCUUACUUUGACGUCAGUGCUGUUCAAUCAUACGAGGAUAUUGUGUCCCUUCUCGACCGCGGUGCGAGGAGAGUCUUUGUCGACACUGAGCGACUUCCUGAGUAUGCCGACUUCAGAGAUCGCGUAGCCCCCACAGUUUCAACCCUCGACCUCUCAGCCGCCACACCCAAUGGUCUUCUCGUCAAAGACUUUGAUCCUUCAAGUUCCGGUGUCGACGAGUUCGUCAAGCAGGCCAGCGAGAAGAAGCUGUCCAACCUGUUCGUCAAGCCCGUAUCUAGCGCCAACCUCGAAAGCUUCAUCGAGAUUGCCCAGAAGGCUCACGCCAUCCCUAUCAUUCCCUCUGACGCCCUGACUGAGCUGCUCCAGGUCUCCCUGGACUGCGACAACGACGCCAUCAAGUUCGUCGUCAGGCAAAAGGGACGCUUCUGCCACCUCGAGCAAGAUGGUUGCUUUGGCAACUUGACGGGCAUCGCCCGUCUUGAGAAGACCCUCAAGGCUAGGAAAGAGUCUGCUCCCGAGGGCUCCUACACGGCACGCCUUUUCAACGACGAGAAGCUCCUGCGGGCCAAGAUCAUGGAGGAGGCCGAGGAGCUGUGUGACGCCAAGACGAAGGAGGAUGUUGCCUUCGAGGCCGCAGACCUGAUUUACUUUGCCCUCACCAAGGCUGUCAGUGCUGGUGUCAGCGUGGCUGAUAUCGAGAAGAGCCUUGAUGCCAAGGGCUGGAAGGUCAAGAGGAGAAAGGGUGAUGCGAAGGGCAAGUGGGCCGAGAAGGAGGGCAUCAAGACCGAUGCGCCAGCGCCUGCCAAGGCCGCCCCGGCACCUGCUCCCCAGAGCAACGGUGCCAAGUCAGACAAGAUCCUCAUGCGCCGUUACGAUGCGUCCAAGGUCUCGGCUGCCGAGGUCACCGAGGUCCUGAAGAGGCCAUCACAGAAGUCUCCUGAGGCUAUUCUCAACAUCGUCAAGCCUAUCAUUGACGAGGUCCGUUCCGGCGGCGACAAGGCCGUGCUCUCCUACACUCACAAGUUUGAGAAGGCCACGUCACUCACCUCGCCUGUCUUGAGGGCACCCUUCCCGGAGGAGGCCAUGAAGCUUUCUAAGGAGUCCAUCAAGGCCAUUGACAUCUCUUUCGAGAACAUCCGAAAGUUCCACGCCGCCCAGAAGGAGGACAAGCCCCUCCACGUCGAGACGAUGCCUGGUGUUGUGUGCAGCCGCAUGUCCAGGCCGAUCGAGCGCGUCGGUCUCUACAUCCCUGGUGGCACAGCCGUCCUGCCCAGCACUGCUCUCAUGCUCGGUGUCCCCGCCAUGGUCGCCGGCUGCAAGAAGAUUGUCUUCGCGUCGCCGCCCCGCGCCGACGGCAGCCUGACGCCCGAGAUUGUCUACGUCGCCCACAAGGUCGGCGCCGAGAGCAUCGUCCUCGCCGGCGGCGCUCAGGCCGUCGCCGCCCUGGCCUACGGCACCGAGUCGGUUCCCAAGGUCGACAAGAUCCUCGGCCCCGGCAACCAGUUCGUGACGGCAGCCAAGAUGUUCGUCAGCAACGACACCAACGCUGGCGUCAGCAUCGACAUGCCCGCCGGUCCCUCCGAGGUCCGUGACAUUGACGAGGCCAUGCGCAUCAGCAACGACUACGCCCCCGAGCACCUCAUCCUCCAGCUCAAGAACGCCCCCGAGGUCGCCCAGAUGGUCAUGAACGCCGGCAGCAUCUUCAUCGGCGAGUGGACCCCCGAGAGCGUCGGCGACUACUCGGCCGGCGUGAACCACUCUCUUCCCACCUACGGUUUCGCCAAGCAGUACUCGGGCGUCAACCUCGGCUCCUUCGUCAAGCACAUCACGAGCUCGAACCUCACAGCCGAGGGCCUGCGCAAUGUCGGCUCGGCCGUUAUGCAGCUGGCCAAGGUCGAGGAGCUCGAGGCUCACAGGCGCGCGGUCGAGAUUCGUCUCAACUACCUCGACAAGAAAUGA